AUGCCUCAGGGAAGACGAAAAGUGCCGUUUAGUGCCAAACAGAAGAGGCAACAGUUGAAAGACAAGAGAGACCACAAGAAGGGCCACAACCGCGAAGACACUGGCGUUGGAAGCGAUGACACGAAUGAGUUGAGCGGCGACGAGGAGACGACAAUUGUCUCGCAAAGUGGCGCCCAUUCCUCCGCAUAUGGCGUCAGACACAUGAAUGUCCAGAAGGCGGUCGACAGACAUAAAGACGUGAAUCGAUUCGCUCUUCAGUUCUUCGAAGAGUCGCCGCAAGAGUUGAGUGAAAGACGCGAAGAGAGUCGCAAACCAUUUGAAGUAUUGGCCGAAAACCGGUUGGAAGUGUCGGUGGAAGAGGUGUUCAGCGGUCGUGAUGGCAGACAAUCGUCGCUGGAUUUGCCGAAACGGCCGAAAUGGGACCAAAACACGACGUCCGCUCAGUUGGAGACCUCAGAGCACCGGUAUUUCCGGCAAUAUUUGGACACAAUUACCAAAUGCAACGACAGAUUGAGUUACUUUGAGGUGAAUCUGGAGACGUGGCGUCAGUUGUGGCGCGUCCUCGAGAUGUCUGACAUCGUGCUACUGAUCGCAGACAUACGGCAUCCGGUGUUUCACUUCCCGCCCUCUCUGUACGACUAUGUGGUGAAUGAGUUGAAGAAAGACAUGAUUUUGGUGUUAAAUAAAGUGGAUUUAGUUGCGGCGCCUCUUGUGCUCGCGUGGACUCAAUAUCUUCGGCAAACGUUUCCCGAAUUGAAUGUCAUUUCAUUCGCUUCUUAUGCGGGAAUGAAAGUCAAGAGCAAUAAGAAACGGAUCGGAAAACUGCGGAUGGCUUCCAAUGCGGCCAAAGACCUGCAAUCGGUUUGUCAGAGGAUUUGCGGCCAAAGAGUGGAUCUCUCGAACUGGAAGUCCAAAAUUGAAGACGAAUUGCGCGCCGAAGAGUUAGCCUCAACUCGCGAUGAGUAUAGCGAUGACUCGGAGGACGAGUCGAGAGAUCCGUUGAAGGCGUGCGAACAGAAGUACGAGAAACUGGAUCUCAAUUAUUACAACCAAACGGAACGCUUCAAAGAUGGUGUGGUGACCAUUGGAUGUGUUGGUCACCCGAAUGUCGGCAAAUCGUCGCUUCUGAACGCCAUUAUGGGUCGCAAAGUCGUGAGUGUCUCGCGAACUCCCGGUCACACCAAACACUUCCAGACCAUAUACCUGACGCCAACCGUGCGCUUGUGCGACUGUCCCGGACUUGUCUUCCCAUCGAAAGCACCCAAAGAGCUACAGGUUCUCAUGGGAUGCUAUCCUAUCGCACAACUGCGCGAACCCUACUCUGCCAUCGGAUAUAUAUCACAGCGAAUACCCGUUUCAAAGAUCUUACGGUUGACUCAUCCGAAUCACGACGAGCCGGGUGUCCAUCCGUGGUCUGCGUAUGACAUCUGCGAGUCGUGGGCUAUAAAGCGGGGCUUUUUGACGGCCAAAGCCGCCCGGCCUGACGUGUAUCGCGCGGCCAAUCAAUUGCUUCGUAUGGCUCUCGACGGACGCACUCUUUGUUUGGCUUUCUUUCCACCGAAUUAUGUCAAACAGAAGGACACCAUUUGGUCCACACAUCCAGACAUCAGAUAUAUUGAGACCAUUAGAGGCCAACCAUUGGAAUCGGAUUUGUUUGAAGAGAUGGCCACUAAUGUGAUGACUGGAGAUAAUGAAGACAUGAGUGAAGAGAGCGAUGAAGAGGAACAAGAAGUGCGAACGAAGAGUCGAUUUGCUGUCCUUCAAGAGUCCGAUUUAAAUGAUUAA
This is a messenger RNA of Oppiella nova, 1785 nucleotides long. NCBI's taxonomy places the organism in Eukaryota, Metazoa, Arthropoda, Arachnida, Sarcoptiformes, Oppiidae. The record is from the annotation of a GenBank genome assembly.